GAGCGACCUUGGCGUCCGGCCCCAAUUUUAGGCCCCCUGUGAGACCUGUGAGACUUACACCGGUGCGAGGGCGCCCUCGGUCUACAGACGAGAUGGAGGUUCUCUUGGAGCAUCCUGUUUCCUGGACCCCGUUAUUUAGGGGUGUUCACGCAUUGUACAUGCCCAAAAGCGGUAAAGCCGUGGAGGGACAUACCCUGUGCAUCGCAACAGUGAUCUCGAUCAACCGUUUAGAGACCUAACAUGGCAUCAUCGGCUACUUACGACCUUGUCGUGAUCGGAGCAGGCAGCAGUGGGGUCGUCUCAGCAAGAUUCUAUCUCGAUGUCCACCCAGAUGCCAAAGUGGUUCUCAUCGAGCGGGACACUGCAGUUGGCGGAGUAUGGAGCAGUGAACGAGUCUACCCGGGCUUCAAGUCGCAAGGAAGCACAAGACUGGGAGGUUUCUCCGACAUGCCACUAAACCCACGACCUGAACAAAUCGACCAGUAUGACUUCUACGAUGCGAAAGCAAUGGCGACGUAUCUCGACGAAUAUGUCAACAAGCACGUCUACUCCGGCCAAACGCUGCGUGAUCGUAUCAGAUUCGGGACCAAGGUCAUCAGUCUCGACAAAAUAGCCCACGGCUGGCGCAUAAACUGCGUCGGUCCGUUCGGUUCACAGAGCUUCGAGAGUCGCAAAGUCAUCGCAGCGUCAGGCUCAACUUCGGAGGCCAACAUGCCAGACUUCAGGGGUCGAGAAACGUUUAAGGGACCUAUCGUCCAUACCCUUGACUUUGGGCGAUCCAAAGUUCUCGAGCGAGAAGAUGUCAAGAGAGUCGCCGUGGUGGGAGGCGGCAAAUCCGCUGCGGGCCAUGCCUACCAGUCUGUCAAAGCAGGCAAGGAGGCCCACUGGAUCAUUCGCAAAUCGGGCAAAGGGCCUGGCGGCUUCUCAGAGACCAGGGCCGGAGGACCGUGGCACAAUAUUACCGAACUUGUAUGCACAAGAUUCUUUCCAAAUUUGCUCUUUUUUCCUGGCUUGAAACCAGCCUCCUGGUGGGAGACCUUCAUCUUCAAGACACGCCUUGGACAGUGGGUAUACCACAAACUCGAGAACGCAGUCACUCAACAGACUCUCAGCACCGCUCGAUAUGACGACCGACCAGGCGCGCGAGACUCAUUCUCCCAGCUCAAGACCAAGUCGCGUGGCUUUUCCUUCAACGUGCCCCUGGGAGCCGUAUCCCACGAGGAUUUCUGGGACACAAUCGCGCAGAAUGUGAAAGUCCAUCACGAAGAUAUUGACCGACUCGAGGGUUCAUCUGUCAUUCUUCGCAACGGCGAGACAGUAAAGGCUGAUGCUAUCAUAUGUGGCACCGGCUUCAGAAAAGGCUGCUCAUUCGUCUCCCACGAACAACGUGUCGAACUAGGUCUUCCCCAUCCCGAAGCGUGGGACGAUCCGGAAUCGGUCAAAGAAUGGGCGACGCUGAACGCUAAUGCUGAGAAGGUUGUCCGAAAACGCUACUAUUCUCUGAGUGACUCGCCGGAGCCACCCGAGAUUUUUGGAGACAUCGCCCCCCACGAUACACCAUAUCGGCUAUACCAGAUGAUAGCCCCGAUCAAUGGUGACCGCAGCAUAGCCUUUGUAGGAUACGGGGCUUAUUCAAACAUGUUCGUUGGGUCCGAAGUGGCAGCUAUAUGGACGACAGCUUACCUUGACGGAGUGUUGAAAGUCCCCCGUGAGAGUGAGAUGAAAAAGGAUGUCGCAUACGUGACCACAUACAUGCGUUUGCGCUUUCCGGCCUAUGGUCGAUUGGGUAAUUUCUUCGCAUUCGACCUGAUGUCCCAGCUGGAUCGGUUGUUUGACGAGCUGGGACUGAAGAGCCACAGAAAGUCUAAGAGCUGGCUGCAAGACCUGUUCCUUCCACUGCUCGUGAAGGAUAUGGCGGGGCUGAAAGACGAGUAUCUCGAGAAGUAUGGUGGCCAGCUGGUGGACAGUGCUUGAUCUUGACAAGCUGUACAACAGGGAGCCUGUUUCCAGAAAAAGCGGCACAGUCUGACCGCUGUAGCUGGUCAGGUUCAAGUUGAUACCAUCAUUAUUGUCAUACCAGUGUCCUUCACACACAACGAUAUAGCGGGCCUUUUGGCAGAGAGGAGGCCAUCAGCUCCACCGUACAGUGCUUCUGUCUUGCUGUCGAGGCAUCCGCUAUGGUGAACCAGCUUGACCCCGAACUGAUGUCUUUGAUAUGCGCCCUGUCAGACGGUGCCACUUUUUCUGGAAAUAGGCUUCCUGUUGUACAGCUCAAUGACACGCCUUACCUUCUUUGUUGCGCAAUGGCGUGA
Messenger RNA from Exophiala viscosa, 2312 nucleotides. RefSeq lists its product as uncharacterized. The record is from RefSeq and is a predicted model, not a curated record. The transcript has 2 exons. Bases 241 to 1974 code for a protein of 577 amino acids. Gene Ontology annotation, molecular function: oxidoreductase activity. Lineage: Eukaryota; Fungi; Ascomycota; Eurotiomycetes; Chaetothyriales; Herpotrichiellaceae.